This is a messenger RNA of Gadus chalcogrammus (walleye pollock), 5638 nucleotides long. RefSeq lists its product as uncharacterized. Bases 153 to 1160 code for a protein of 335 amino acids. The record is from RefSeq and is a predicted model, not a curated record. The transcript is spliced from 8 exons. NCBI's taxonomy places the organism in Eukaryota, Metazoa, Chordata, Actinopteri, Gadiformes, Gadidae.
CCCUGGCGUCUGCCACACUACGUACUUAUAUAAUAAGGAAGUUGCAUUCUGGCUAAAAAAUGAGGAAAUAGCACAUCACUAGCCACUACUCAAAUAGCUCUGUCACAAACACUCACAAAGGCAAUCAGUUCCAAUCUACCGUCUUUGUGCACAUGGCUCCUUUUCUUGUUAUCGUUGUUACCCUCUGUGGACUCACAGGAACUCACAGCCUCACUACGGUGAGUGAAGAAGUGUCUGUGAAAGUAGGGGCCAGGGUUUCCAUUCCAUGUCUAUACCAACCAAGCCAUAAGAACCAUGUUAAGUACCUUUGUAAAGGAAGGCCUUGGUUGUUUUGUGUUAUAAUAAUCACAACCAACUCAGAGAGUAGUUUUCCAGAAGGCCAGUACACAAUCUCUGAUGACCCGGACCAAGGGGUCUUCACAGUAUCCAUCAUAAGCCAAGAGGAGGGAAGGCAAACCUACUGGUGUGCUGUGGAGAUACCUAAAGCCUUAGAUAAGAAAACAUGUUUCCAACUUUUAGUGUCCGAAGGCGAGUCCAGUCUGUAUGUGGAUCAACAGGAAAUAAUAGGAUUUGAUGGAGAUAGCAUAAAUAUCAGUUUUCACUCUAAAACACACGGCAAACCAGGAUGGUGCAAACUGGGCCACUGCAAGGAAAAACAGGAUGGCUUUAUUGAAGGUUCACAAGUCUUAAUUGAUGGAAGCAAACAAGACGUUUUUGUGGUGACUAUGAAAGACCUAGACAUGGAAAGCAGUGGUUGGUACAUUUUUUUCCAAGGGCAACUAAAUAUGCCAAUACAUCUAACCGUUGCUUUAAGCCCAACGACAACGAAUUCAAAUGUGGUGUCCACUAAAAAGAUUACAGAGAAGGAACAUGAACUUGUUCUCAGAGACGACCUAAAGAACCUUCUCCUUCCUUUGGGCAUAUUGCUGUUCAUUAUAGCAGUGGCCCUGUUGGUUUUGUGGAUGUUCCACAGGCGUGCCGAAAGAAAACGUAUAGCAAUCAGAGGGUCGUCUGAGCCAGACGUUUUUUAUAGUAGCGUGAUGCCGAUGCAUUCCAGGGCAGCACAGAAUAAACCUACUGGUGACAUGAAUCUCAAGGAAAACCCAAACGAGGAUGGAAAUAUAACAUACAGUGUUAUUGGCCCCCAUCCAAAAAUAUAAAUCAUCCAUGCCAUUCAAUUGAUCAUACGCUUGUGACUUCAACACUUAAGAUGACUUUCAUUCACAUUUUGAGUAGGCUACUAUUUAUCUUACAUGUAUACAAUAUAAAUGUGUCCUCCCUGUAAACUAUCCAGAAAUGAUCCACCAGUAAUUAUUAACAACUGUGUCUUCCCCCCCCCAAACACACGGACACAGAAACAUACACACCCAUACUCCCCCCACCCCCAAACAAACACACACACACACACACACACACACACACACACACACACACACACACACACACACACACACACACACACACACACACACACACACACACACACACACACACACACACACACACACAGCAAGGAUUUGCCCCAGAAAAAGUAAUGUGUGACAUAAAAGUGACAUAAUGGGUUUCUUCUUAAACCCAAAUGUUUUACAGUUUUUAUAGUUUCAUAACUUAAGGUUUUUUAAUGCAUCUUCAAAAUGUAUUUGCUAUUUAUUUUUGAAUAGGCCUAUGUAUUUAAUAGUAUGUUAAUUAGGUGAGUGCUGUAUGCAGCGCUCAACUAUUGUUCUUCUUGAGUUUUAUUCUUUCUUUCUUUCUUUCUUUCUUUCUUUCUUUCUUUCUUUCUUUCUUUCUUUCUUUCUUUCUUUCUUUCUUUCUUUCUUUCUUUCUUUCUUUCUUAUUCUCUACAAAUCUUGGGACCUAUCUCCUUCCUAAAAUUUCCAUAGAGAAUCCACUCCAUUAUUUAAAUGUUCAGAAUAGCUUGGAAUCGUGCGUUACUUUUCAGAUUUUUUAUAUAUUUUAUACUUUAUUCUAUAUUCUACUUUUAAAAUAUUAUUUUUUACAAUGGAAGUCAACGGGAGAUCGUUCAGCUCUUUAUGCCCCGUUUACACCAUCCCGCUAAUGGCCGCUAAUGGCCGAUGGACCACCGAUGUGGAAGUCGGGGUGACAUCGGGCUAAAAAUGUAUGAUCGGGUAAAUUUAUCGGGGUAGCAUUUACACAUACCCGAUGUUAUAACGAUAACAUAACGAUUUAUGCCAGGGAAGACACCCGAAGUGCGUUUGGCGUCAUUUGACGUCAUUUCGAAUGACGCCAAACACGUCAAAUGACGCGUUUUGCGUCAUUUGGCGUCAUUUCGGUAGAAGGCAAAGGGGAGACUGGUUUAGACUGAUAUUUAUUUAUAUUACAAUAGCGAUUUUAUAAUAAUAGAACGCCGGUUCUAAAUGGGCGAAGUACCCCUGUAAUUAUAAAAGUAGGACAUCCAUCCAUCACCCCCUAUUUAUACCAAAGUGGCAGAUUGAGGGUCUUCCUUAACACAAUCUGGUCACUCACAAUCGUUAUUUGUCGAGGGUUCUUGAGGGUCUUUCGUGUGUUGAGGUUGCAGAUAUAAAGACGAUAAAACACGAUAAAGCGCGGAAGAUUAACGAAUAUAGCCGAUGUGCCCAGGAAAAUUCCCGAACGACUUGCGAUGUCUUACGUUAUACUCCCGUUCUAUUCCCGAUUAUAGCCGAUUAGCCCAUAGCAACACCUGGUAACCGAUUCUACCCCGAUAGACCCAAAAUUAACAAACAUGUUCGUUCUUUGCCGAUGUUGCCCGAUCAUUGAGCAUUUCUUCCCGUUUCUUCCCGUUGUCUAACGAUGUUCCCGGGAAGAGUAACGGUGUUUCCCGAUGCAACCACGCUAUUUACCUAACCCUAACCCUAACCCUAUCGGGUAGGUGUAAACCCCCCAUUAACGACAUGAUGGCUAUUUAUUCAGCAUUUUUCAACUCUUUCAACUUUUUAAACUAUUCAGCUUUUUCCACAUUUUUUGCAUGGGAGCCAUUUCCUAUGGUACUUCAACUGUUUAAGACGUAACUAAAUCAAUUUUCAACCGUUUAUCUUUGUUCAUUUAAAAAAUCUACACACUUGUAUCUUCAAUAAUAUCCAAACGGAAUUUCAAUAUAAUUUAUACUUUCUUCAGAAUCAUAGUUUUAGUUUCAUACCGGCUUCGAUUUCAGCUGUUCUCAUUGAACACGUCUGUCCAUUCUGACACUCAUACUUCUUAAGACAUCGUAACUCAAUCAUUUAAUCAAACGUUUACCUUCGUUCAAACCAUUUAACAAAUCUACACACUUGUAUUAUCAAUAUUAUCUGAACGGAAUUUCGAUAUCAUUUCAACUUUAUUCAGAAUCACAGUUUUAGUUUCAUACGGGCUUCUAGUGAUGGGUCGUUCGCGACCGAAUCAGUGUCAGUGAACAAACCUUUAACAAGAUCGACCCAAACUGAUUCUUCUCUCUCGUCGUUAGUCUUGUUCGUUCUCAGAUUCAACUCCUCCCAGACCCACUGACUCGCUGUUCGUUCACUGACUGUGAGUGGUGAAGGGGGAAGAGGCUUAGGCUACGUUUACAUGAUAACGGUCUGAACACAAGACGCAAAAGUGGCGUCGCAUUUUCACUUUUUAUUCUGCGUUUAGACAAGCGUUUUCGGGAGGAAAUCUGCGUGCAUACGGUGACGCAAAAGUGUGUGGAUUUCGAUUGGGUAUGGAUGUCAGGCGGGCAGGUGGUGCUGUGAUACACUAUCACACAACACCACCAUGUCUGUGCGCAUGCGUAGAAUCUUCCUUUUUCAUAUCUGCGCCUCGGAAACCAAAGCAUAAUUACAGAUCCUUCUCUGUUCAGUAAUUCUAUCUGUACAUAUCCUGUACAUUUCGUGGAAAGACUCCUGUAAGUUUAUUAGAGCUUCCAGAGCAGCUUUACGGUCCGACGCAUUGAAAUAAUCCAACAUGUUAGAGGGUUCAGGGAGGGGGCUAUACCGCCCCCUCCCUACCGGACUGAGGCGAACCGAUUCGUACCGCACCCUGCAGUGGAAACGCGGCAUUAGUGCGUGAUUAAAAGUAGGCCAAUAGAGCGGGAAAAAACGCCCAAUCUGGCAACACUGCUGAACGUCCUCACACUCCAGCGUCAACGUAAAUCAAUGAGACCUACUGAAAACGAAGAUUGGAAUCAAUGAUUCUUUUCCUUGAUUCAGUUCGCGUCUGUCAGUUGCCAAGAAGAGUCGUUCAGAAUCGUUCGUCCAUUCGUUCGUUCGUUCAGUCGAGUGUCCGGUAGCGGAGAAUCGAAUCAUGUAAUAAUGCCGCGUUUCCACUGCAGGGUGCGGUACGGUUCGGUUCGCCUCAGUCCGGUAGGGAGGGGGCGGUAUAGCCCAGCUCAGUUCAGAGGUCGCGUUUCCACCGCCGACAGUACCCUUUAUGGUAGGCCGGAUGUCGGUCGCCGCGGCCGCUACGUAAACAUUGUGAUAUCAUAGCAACGCCACACAGUGUAGCCUGCUCAAUAAAAACAAUGGAAAAGUUGAACGCCACACAUUAAACGAAGAGCUACCAUGGAAGUCGUCCAGCAACAGUACCUGGCCUUAAUGCUUUUCAUUUGGCAGUUAAUCAACUUCGAAAUGCAAGCUACUGUUUCGAGGCUACUGUUUGUUUGUUUUUAUCCCCACGUCGCCCGGAAGUGACGAUUCUGUCAACCAAUCACGGAGGAGGUGUGUAGCUCGAAUUUUCCGGCACCCUUUCAGGCGUCUCAGUACCCCAACGGAGGAGUACUGAAGACGAGGGCAAAACGAGUCCGGCUCAGUCCGGGUCACACCCACUUUUGGCGGUGGAAACGCAAUCCGUACCGCACCUUUGCGAACCGAACCGUACCGCACCCUGCAGUGGAAACACGCGAUAACUCUUGAAUCGUAUUUGUUUCCAACCAUUUUAACAUUUUUAAAUGGUGUGAAAGUUUACAUUGAUUACUCCAUUUAGACUCAAAUUCAAAUUGAAGUUCAAAUCCCUUCACUUGAUCCCUUCACUUGCCAUUUAACAUUUCUUUACGUCUUAAACUAUGUGUCUUUAUUAUAACAGAUUUUCAACCUCACUUUGCGCCACAGCACUCACCUCAUUUUCUGCAGGAAGUGCAUUUUCAAUCAUUAAUUGUUAUCUAAAUGAAAAACAUGUAAGCAGUUCCCAAAUAAAGUUGUUAUUUUCUUCAAUACUCAAUUUCUUCUCAAUACUGUACUAUAUUUAAUAAUCAAUAAUUAAUGAUUCAAUAAAUAACUACAUACAUUUGUGAUUAUUAUUAUGAGGCAUAACAGCAUUAAAACAUUUCGGGAACCUAAAUGAGCUCGCUUUGCCCUUUUGUUUAAAUUCUAUUCAAUUUUUUUUGUCUUAUUCCUCAAUUUAUAAAUUACCUAGCUAUUUAGACCUAUACAUUGAGCAACAUAGCCUAUUUCCUACAAAUCUGUCCUCUGUAAGGCUAAAGUAAAGAAAAAAAUAUGGGGCCAUUAGCAUAGCACAAGUUGGCAUAUUAUAUGCAAAUACUACAUACUUAACAUACACUAGUUUGAAUAAGGUUUGACAUGACGUGUUGUGUGAUCAUGGCGUGUCAUGUGAUUUGUGUGUAUGUUUAUUUGUGCGUACAUUUGCUUUGGAGUUUUGAGUUCUGUUAGUGAUUUGUUUGUUCUAGAAUAUU